GGGUCUCCCUUGCCCACACGCAUCCUUAACCCUCCUUGUGCUGGGUCCCGCUUCCAUGGAUCCCGAACCCGAUCAACCCUCCUCGACAGCCGCCGACGCGGCUCCUGCCCAGCCGCCCAGCUCGCCUUCCCAGCCUGAUGCUCAGGCUACAAGCGAGGGGCCCGACUCAGGUCGCGCCGCUGUCGCCGCAGCCGCAGGUUCCAUGAGCCGGGACGCCGACGUCGACAUGAAGGAAGUGGAGCUGAACGAGCUGGAGCCCGAGAAGCAGCCGAUGAACGCGGCGGCCGGGGCGGCCGGGGUGGCCGCGGCGGGCGGCGCCGAGAAGAACGGCCUGGUGAAGAUCAAGGUGGCCGACGACGAGGCGGAGGCGGCGGCCGCCAAGUUCACGGGCCUGACCAAGGAGGAGCUGCUGAAGGUGGCCAGCAGCCCCGGCUGGGUGCGCACGCGCUGGGCGCUGCUGGUGCUCUUCUGGCUCGGCUGGUUCGGCAUGCUGGCGGGCGCCGUGGUCAUCAUCGUGCAGGCGCCGCGCUGCCGCGAGCUGCCCGUGCAGCGGUGGUGGCACAAGGGCGCCCUCUACCGCAUCGGCGACGUCAAGGCCUUCCUGGGCGGCGACGCGGGCAACCUGGAGGGCCUCAAGGGGCAGCUGGAUUACCUGAACAGCCUGAAGGUGAAAGGCAUAGUACUGGGCCCGCUUCACAAGAACCCAGAAGAUGACUUCCAUCAAACCAACCUGAACGAGGUCGACCCAGCUUUGGGCUCCAAGGAAGACUUUGAGGCUUUCCUGCAGUCGGCCAAGAAAAAGAGCAUCCGGGUCGUCCUGGACCUCACUCCCAACUACAGGGGCCAGAACUCCUGGUUCCAGCCCAUGGACUCGGACGUUGUGGCCAUCAAGGUGAAGGAUGCUCUGAAUUUCUGGCUGAAUAUUGGCGUAGAUGGGUUCCAGGUGCGGGAUGUGGAGGCGCUCAAAAACGCACCUUCAGUCUUGGCUGAGUGGCAGAACAUCACCAAGAGCUUCAGUGAGGAUAGCCUCCUGAUUGCCGGGACCAACUCCUCGGACCUGGCGCAGAUCCUGCACCUUCUCAGCGUCAGUAACGACGUCUUGUUGACCAGCUCCUACCUGGCCCACCCCAGCCACAGCGGGGAACAGGUGCAGUUGCUCAUCACCCAGUACCUGAACGCCACGGACAAUCGCUGGUGCAGCUGGAGUUUGUCGCAGGCUGGGCUCAUGACGUCCAUCUUGCCAGCUUCGCUCCUCCGACUCUACCACAUGUUGCUCUUCACCAUACCGGGGACCCCAGUUUUCAGCUAUGGGGAUGAGAUUGGUUUGGAGGCGGCUGUCCUUCCCGGUCAGCCUAUGAAGGCCCCGGUCAUGCUGUGGAACGAAUCCAGCAUCCCCAGCGCCAUGGGGCCUGUAGACCCCAACAAGACGGUGAAGGGCCAGAGCGAAGCGGCGGGCUCCCUGCUGUCGCUGUUCCGGAGGCUGAGCGAGCAGCGGACCAAGGAGCGCUCCCUGCUUCACGGGGACCUGCACCUGCUCCCCGCGGGGCCCGGCCUCUUCGCCUACGUGCGUCAGUGGGACCAGAACAAGCGGUUCCUGGUCCUGCUCAACUUCAGGGACACAAACCAGGCGGUGCGGCUGGGGGGCACCCGGCUGCCCAUGGGCGCCAGCCUGCCCACCAGCGUCGACCUGUCGUUCGGCACCCACGAGGGCCGCAGCGAGGGCUCCCCCUUGGAGCUGAACAAGCUGGACAUGAAGCCCCACGAGGGGCUGCUGUUCCACUUCCCUUACGUGGCCUGACCCCAGCCCACGAUCCCCCCUACACCCCCACCCCUGUUUC
Sorex fumeus (smoky shrew) is the source of this 1838-nucleotide messenger RNA. It is a transcript of the gene SLC3A2, whose product is annotated as solute carrier family 3 member 2. Gene Ontology annotation, biological process: carbohydrate metabolic process; amino acid transport. The record is from RefSeq and is a predicted model, not a curated record. NCBI's taxonomy places the organism in Eukaryota, Metazoa, Chordata, Mammalia, Eulipotyphla, Soricidae. The transcript has 10 exons. The coding region runs from base 56 to 1798 and encodes 580 amino acids.